CGCCUCGGCCGGCGGCGGCAGCGGCCAAGGGCGGGAGGGAUCGGCCACGGAGGGAUUGGGAACCCCGGAGCCUCGCGGUCGCUUCGAAGACUUCAUGUUGCUGUGGGGGAACUUGGUACCAGGUUUCUUACUACCCAGUUCCAACUCAAGUUAGUCCUUUGUAGGCAAGGAGAAAGGUACGUAAGGUCAGAGUGACCUUAGCUAAGAUCAAGACCCCCAAACUGACCCUGUUACUGUCAUCUUUCUGCUUUGGCAGCAUGUGAGCAACUUCUUGCCAAGAACCCAGGUCACCGCUGAGAAGGGGGCCUUAGGGAGAAGACUGUCCAGAGGAAACCAAUGCCAGACACAUCUGGAGUUACGCUCAGCACAGGCAGCAUGAGACAUUCUGUGCCAGCCCCUGGGUCCUGCUGGCAAAGACUGUAGCUCUCCAGACUGGAGGGUCCUGGAAGCAGCGUGCACCAGGAACCUCUCUAGAGGAAGAAUGGGGCCAGAUGUGAACUCUCUACAAUGAUCACAGUUUUCAGCUUAUGAAGGAGUUUUAAGUAAAACAAUUAUUUAACUUCCACAUAUUCAAGUUCAAUAGCCUUCUGUGUGAAGGCCAGCAGUCACCCCCUCCACAGAAGUUAUCAGGAUUGUUCUGGCACCAAGUUGAACUCUUCUUGGUACUUCUGGCAAUGACGGAUGUUCAGGACAGAUUUAUUUGCUAAAUGCUCUUGACCAGGAAAGAAAAAGUAAAACUUCUGGAAGGAGCAGAAGGGUAGCAGAGCAGAGAUCCCUCCCUCACUACUCACUUUCACAGAAACUCUGCCUGGAUUCAGAUGCUUGUACUGAAGAUUGGUCCCGCCUCACUGACCUCCAAAGUCCAUCGGUUCUGGGGAGAGCUGGUGUUUUUGGGCUGCCCCCUGUGGCCCUUUUUACUGUCCUUCUGCCCCCAGGCAGUCGAAUGAUGUGAACGUGGAACGGGGUUUGCUAUCCUAUGGGGACUCGCUGUCUUUCCCAGGCCGGUGCUAACUGACAGGACCAUCUGAAGACGGUGGUUUGUUCUUGGGGUGGAAAGCGCUGGCCUUGCCUGGAUCUUCCACCAUGUUCCUGUUGCUGCCUUUUGAUAGCCUGAUUGUCAACCUUCUGGGCAUCUCCCUGACUGUCCUCUUCACCCUCCUCCUUGUUUUCAUCAUAGUCCCUGCCAUUUUUGGAGUCUCCUUUGGCAUACGAAAGCUCUACAUGAAAACUUUGUUAAAAAUCUUUGCGUGGGCCACCUUGAGGAUGGAGAGAGGUGCCAAGGAGAAAAACCACCAACUUUACAAGCCCUAUACCAAUGGAAUCAUUGCAAAAGAUCCCACUUCACUAGAAGAAGAGAUCAAAGAAAUUCGUCGAAGUGGUAGUAGUAAGGCUCUGGAUAAUACUCCAGAGUUUGAGCUCUCUGACAUUUUCUACUUUUGCCGGAAAGGAAUGGAGACCAUUAUGGAUGAUGAGGUGACAAAGAGAUUCUCAGCAGAGGAGUUGGAGUCCUGGAACCUGCUGAGUAGAACCAACUAUAACUUCCAGUACAUCAGCCUUCGGCUCACCGUCUUAUGGGGGUUAGGAGUGCUGAUUCGCUAUUGCUUCCUUCUGCCACUCAGGAUAGCUCUUGCUUUUACUGGGAUUAGCCUUCUGGUGGUAGGCACGACCGUGGUGGGAUACCUGCCAAACGGGAGGUUUAAGGAGUUCCUGAGUAAACAUGUUCACUUAAUGUGUUACCGGAUCUGUGUGCGAGCCCUGACAGCCAUCAUUACCUACCACGACAGGGAAAACAGGCCUAGAAACGGUGGCAUCUGUGUGGCCAAUCACACCUCUCCAAUUGACGUCAUCAUUUUGGCCAGUGAUGGCUAUUAUGCCAUGGUGGGUCAAGUGCACGGGGGACUCAUGGGUGUGAUUCAGAGAGCCAUGGUGAAGGCCUGCCCGCACGUCUGGUUUGAGCGUUCUGAAGUGAAAGAUCGCCACCUGGUGGCUAAAAGGCUGACUGAGCAUGUGCAGGAUAAAAGCAAGCUACCCAUCCUCAUCUUCCCAGAGGGAACCUGCAUCAAUAAUACAUCAGUGAUGAUGUUCAAGAAGGGAAGUUUUGAAAUUGGAGCCACGGUUUACCCCGUUGCUAUCAAGUAUGAUCCUCAAUUUGGUGAUGCCUUCUGGAACAGCAGCAAGUACGGGAUGGUGACGUACCUGCUGAGAAUGAUGACCAGUUGGGCCAUUGUCUGCAGCGUUUGGUACCUGCCUCCCAUGACCAGAGAGACAGAUGAAGAUGCCGUCCAGUUUGCAAAUAGGGUGAAAUCCGCCAUUGCCAGGCAGGGGGGCCUCGUGGACCUGCUGUGGGAUGGUGGUCUGAAGAGGGAGAAGGUGAAGGACACAUUCAAAGAGGAGCAGCAGAAGCUGUACAGCAAAAUGAUCGUUGGGAACCACGAGGACCGGAGCCGGUCCUGAGCCUGCGCCUUGCGCUGCCUGGAGCCACCCCCCGCAGGUCUGGACCCGCGAGCCAGCUGCCGCCCCCGCCGCCUUUCCGACUCCGGGGCUCCCCAGGACUCCAGCUUCUUCAGACCCGCCCCAGAGAUCCCUGGGCGCACCGCCUGAAGUGGACGCUGCUGGGGGUUGCUGCCCAGGAUGAGAUGCCUUCUUGUUUCUUUUACACUAAGUCCGUCGGAGGAAUGCCAUUAAAGUCACCUCUCCACCUGUACAUGUGUGGGGCUGAGUGGUGGGGAAGAAGCGGCCACUUUCCCGUGUCCGGGACAUUAGCAUGUCAGUCUGUUACGGAUGCCACCUGCCAGGGACUUUGUUGGGGAAAGGGUCCCCCCAUUUGUGAGGAGAGGCACUGCCGAGGCAGUGUGACUUGCUUCAGCCUAAACAUCAGCCCCCGAAGCCUCGGAGCUCCGCAGACUGGAUAAAAGGAAAACCGCUGUCUGCAGGGGCUUUCGGCAAAAUGAGGUUUUAAUUCUUGUGCUCCUGCCCACGGGCAGUCACCAGACGGGAUGGCAAGAAGCGAGGCGGACCGGUGACUAGGGUGUGGUGGGAACCAAGAGUCAUUUUGUGUUCAAACUCCAGUGCUAACCCUGAACUCCCAUGUGACUUGCUCUUUGUUAACUGCUGCCUCAGUUUCCCCAUCUGUAACCUGCUUCAGGAGGGGAAGGGUGGUGAUACCUACCUCACAGGGUUGUUGUGGGGAUUGAAGUGCUAUUUUAAAGGACAAGUUGUUCAGUGUUACAAGUAUAGGUCCAUGAAACGUGGCAGGAAAAGGUCUGAACUCAGAGCUGCUGCAAAGGGCUUUGAGUUUGUUUUUGUGAGUAAAUAAAAUUGUCUUUGAUGGUCAAUUAAUU
Messenger RNA from Callorhinus ursinus (northern fur seal), 3341 nucleotides. It is a transcript of the gene GPAT4, whose product is annotated as glycerol-3-phosphate acyltransferase 4. Gene Ontology annotation, cellular component: endoplasmic reticulum. NCBI's taxonomy places the organism in Eukaryota, Metazoa, Chordata, Mammalia, Carnivora, Otariidae. Gene Ontology annotation, molecular function: glycerol-3-phosphate O-acyltransferase activity. Gene Ontology annotation, biological process: triglyceride biosynthetic process. The record is from RefSeq and is a predicted model, not a curated record.